UGCUUCCGGUGCAACGUCGCUCCGUUCCCCGCGGAGCUUCCUCGGCAUCUGGAGGGGAGGGAGGCGCUGGAGGAGCAGGAGAAACAAGCAGCCACCGAGAAGACGAAGGAAAACACGUCGCAGCGAAUACGUGAACGUACGUGAACACAGGCGAGGAAGCCGCCGGCCUAAUAAAACCCCUUUUGAUUGGUUGAGGCGCAAGACUUCUAUCAUCAUCAUCGUCAUCAUGGAUGUUCCCCAACCUGGAGGUCCUCGUAGCCCAUAGCUCUCUACGACCUCCACUUGUAGCCUCUCGAGCCCUGGGCCGUAACCAGCAGCUGUCAAUCGCUGACCUCCUGUCAGCCGGCCAGUCCCGCGUCACGAUGAUGUCAGUCGGCGUGACCAAUCGCAACGGGCCCGCCGCGGCCCCGCCCACCUCGCUCAACCUGCGCUCCUCCCACAACCAGCUCCUCAGCAGCGACGUCACCAAGCAGGGCUCGGCCACGCCCCCCAAGUGCAGGAAAAAGUACGCUCUGACCAGCAUCCAGGCGGCCAUGGGCCUGGGGGAGACGCCCCCGCCCGGCUCCUCCCCCCCGUCCCCGGGGUCCCCGGGGACGAACCCGUCGCCGACGCCCAACAACCCCAAACUGGCCAAGAACGACGUCAACCAGCUCCGGAAGGCGGGGCAGGACCACAACAGGAACACGGUGGGGGGGCCGGAGCCGGGGGCCCCCGACGGCACGGAGGGGCGGCCCGACGAGGACACGCCCGGCCCCGAGAGCGACGCUCCCUCUCAGGUCAACGGCAACGCGGGCGACGGCGGCGGCGGCGGCGGCGGCGGCGGCGGCGGUGGCCUCAUCAUCCCCGACGGCGAGCCCCAGCGGGACGCCAACGCCGGGCCGGAAGAACCCAACCGGAACACGGAGCCCGACGAGAACACGGGCGGGAACGUCCCCCCGGCCCCGGAGCGGAACUCCAAUCUGUCGGCGCUGGAGUUCCACCUGAGCAUCCAGGGCGAGGAGUCGGACGACAUCAGCAUCCUGUCGGAGAAGGAGCUGAUGAUGUCCAAGGUGCAGAUCGAGGAGGAGGAGGAGGAGGAGGAGGAGGGGGAGGAGGGGGAGGGCGACGAGGGGCCGGAGGACGAGAAGGCGCCGCUGCUGCUGAUCCACGGCGACAGCCCGCCGCCGAGACACAAGCGUUUCCCCGCGCCGGGCCUCAUCUCCGACCUCCUCCCCCCCCCCGGCAAUAAGCUGCUCCUCUCGGGGAAGGACUCCCCCCCGGCGCCCCCUCCACCGUCCCCGCCGCGGCGCGACAGCCCGGAGGACACGCCCCUGCUGUCCGUGGCCUCCUCCUCCUCCGCCUCCUCCUCCCCCGAGACCAAGAAGGAGCGCCGCACCGGCGCCAAGACGGACUGCGCCCUGAACCGCAUCCAGAACCUGAACCCCAGCGACGAGGAGUCCAGCUGGACCACGCUGUCCCAGGAGAGCAACACCCCUGAGGAGACAGGCUGGAGGGACUUUGCGUACGUGGCCCGAGACAAGAACACCAGGAUCCUGAAAUGUCAUGUGUUCCGCUGUGACACGCCGGCCAAAGCCAUCGCCACCAGCCUGCACGAGAUCUGCUCCAGGAUCAUGACAGAGAGGAAGAUUGCCAAGGCCCUGGCUGGAGGUUCUCUCCAGGACCGGGUCCAGGCCGGACUGGACCUCCCUCUGCAAGAGUUCCCCACCCCUAAGACGGAGCUGGUGCAGAAGUUCCAGGUGUUCUACCUGGGGAUGCUUCCGGUCGCCAGGCCUAUAGGCAUGGACAUCCUGAACGGGGCCAUUGACAGUCUGGUGGGGUCCUGCGACCGAGCCGACUGGAACCCCGUGGCCCUGACCGUGGCCGAUGCCACCGUGACAAUCAGCAAGGACGAGGAGGAGGAGGAGGUGCUCGUGGAGUGCCGCGUGCGCUUCCUGUCCUUCAUGGGCGUGGGGCACAACGUGCACUCGUUCGCCUUCAUCAUGGACGCCGGCGGCCAGCGCUACGACUGCCACGUGUUCUGGUGCGAGCCCAACGCCGGGGGCGUGUCGGAGGCCGUGCAGGCCGCCUGCAUGCUGCGGUACCAGAAGUGUCUGGUGGCGCGGCCCCCCUCCCAGCGGGCCUGUGGCUCCUCCCCCCCCGGUGACUCGGUGUCCCGGCGGGUGUCCACCAGCGUGAAGCGCGGCGUGCUGUCUCUCAUCGACACCCUGAAGCAGAAGAGACCCGUCACCGAGCUGCCGCAGUGA
Molecule: messenger RNA, 2243 nt
Organism: Gadus chalcogrammus (walleye pollock)
Lineage: Eukaryota; Metazoa; Chordata; Actinopteri; Gadiformes; Gadidae
Product: amyloid beta precursor protein binding family B member 2-like
Exons: 11
Coding region: 231-2243 (670 amino acids)
Biological process (GO): regulation of DNA-templated transcription
Cellular component (GO): cytoplasm; nucleus
Molecular function (GO): transcription factor binding; amyloid-beta binding
Source: RefSeq, a predicted model, not a curated record